CAAAAGCCUUAAAUAUUUCCUAAUAUUCUCUCUCCCACUACGGUCACGUAUUUCUCUCUCUAAAGCCUCUUCACACUGUCGGUGUUAGAGAUCUUGCAGUUCCCACACUCUUCAGCAACCUUGAAAAGCAAUAGCUGGCUGGUUUAAGAUCCAAGAGAAGAAGAAGUUGUGGUGAUUUAUUUUAUGUUGUGUUAUGUUAGUCGUUGUUGAUGGUAAUUUCUUUCCGAGCCGAGUGUGUAUGAGAAGAGGACUUUGGUGGGACUGUGGGCUUGUUAUCAGAAGCAGGGGACGAUGGGGCAAAUGCGGUUGAUUUGAAUUCAUCUUUUUUGUUUUUUGUAAUUUUCUCAAAUUAAAUUAUGCAGCAAGAUCAACGAAAAAAGAAUUCUUCAGAGAUGGAGUUUUUCUCUGAGUAUGGUGAUGCUAAUAGGUACAAAAUUCAGGAAGUUAUUGGGAAGGGAAGUUAUGGUGUUGUUUGCUCAGCCAUUGAUACUCAAACUGGUGAAAAAGUGGCAAUUAAGAAAAUAAAUGAUAUUUUCGAACACAUCUCUGAUGCUGCUCGUAUUCUUCGGGAGAUAAAGCUGCUCAGACUUCUACGUCAUCCUGAUAUUGUAGAAAUAAAACACAUUAUGCUGCCUCCUUCUAGAAGGGAAUUUAAAGAUAUUUAUGUUGUUUUUGAGCUCAUGGAGUCAGAUCUCCAUCAAGUCAUUAAAGCCAAUGAUGAUUUGACACGAGACCACUAUCAGUUUUUCCUUUACCAGCUCCUUCGUGCAUUAAAGUAUAUUCACACAGCAAAUGUCUACCAUCGAGAUUUAAAACCAAAGAAUAUAUUGGCCAAUGCAAAUUGUAAACUGAAAAUCUGUGAUUUUGGGUUAGCAAGAGUUGCAUUUAAUGACACACCUACUACAAUUUUCUGGACGGAUUAUGUUGCUACAAGAUGGUAUAGAGCUCCCGAGCUCUGUGGAUCAUUUUUUUCUAAGUACACACCAGCUAUUGAUAUAUGGAGCAUAGGUUGCAUAUUCGCAGAGGUGUUAACUGGGAAGCCCCUUUUCCCUGGAAAGAAUGUUGUCCAUCAGUUGGAUUUAAUGACAGAUCUGCUUGGCACACCUUCAUUAGAUACUAUCUCUCGGGUUAGAAAUGACAAGGCAAGGAGAUACUUAACUAGCAUGAGGAAAAAGCAGCCAGUGCAGUUUGCACAAAAAUUUCCAAAUGCAGAUCCUUUGGCUCUGCAACUGUUGGAAAGGUUGCUGGCCUUCGAUCCAAAAGACCGGCCAACUGCUGAAGAGGCACUGGCAGAUCCUUAUUUUAAAGGACUAGCAAAAGUUGAGAGGGAGCCUUCUUGUCAGCCAAUUUCAAAGAUGGAGUUUGAGUUUGAGAGGCGGAGGGUUACAAAGGAGGAUAUCCGAGAGCUAAUUUUCCGGGAGAUAUUAGAAUACCAUCCUCAGUUGCUUAAGGACUACGUGAAUGGAACUGAGAGGACAAAUUUCCUUUAUCCAAGUGCUGUUGAUCAAUUUAGAAAGCAGUUUGCACAUCUUGAAGAGAACAGUGGUAAAAGUGGGCCAGUAAUUCCACCUGAAAGAAAGCAUGUAUCUCUUCCUAGGUCAACAAUUGUACAUUCAAAUACAGUAAAUCUCAGGGAACAACCAAGUUCCAGAGAUCGGCAGGCGGCUGCGGAAGAGGCAUAUAAUAAGAAUUCCAGGGAAUCAGAAGGAAUUCCUGUAAAUAUGCCAAGGACCUUGGCAGCAGUACAAAGAUUUCCAUUGGCCAAACCAGGAAAAGUUGUGGGGCCAGUUGUACCAUACGAGAAUACAAGUGUGAUGAAAGAUGCUUAUGAUCCAAGAACUUUCAUUAGAAGCGCAGUCCUUUCUCAGGCAGUCCCUAGUGCUUAUUGUUACCGCAAAUCUGGCACAGGAAAGCAAGAAAAAUCAACUGCAAUGGAUUCUGAGAGGGAAUUGUCUACCCAGGAAAAACAAGGCCCUCAAUGCCACAUGGGAGCCAAACUUACACCAGAUAUAGCAGUCAACAUCGACUCCAAUCCAUUUUUUAUGAAACGAGUGGGAGUGAAUAAGGUGGACCGAGGUAAUGAUAGAAUUGCCAUCGACACAAAUCUGUUGCAGGCAAAAGCUCAGUAUGGUGGGAUUGGUGCUGCAACAACAGCCGCUGCCGGUGCCACUACUCAGAGAAAGGUUGGGACUGUUCAGUAUGGUAUGUCAAGGAUGUAUUAGAGAAAGGAUUAGAAUCAGAGGCAGUGGUGUAACAGUUUGGCUGAGUAGAGCAAUCCCUAUUAGUGGAGUGUUCCUAUAAAAAUAUGGAGACGAGUAGAAAGGUAGGAUUGUAAGUUAGGAUGUGUAAAAAGAAGCUGAGGAUCUGGGGUGUCCUGUCUUUGAUAUAUCUAGCUUUCUCAGGUGGAGUUAGGUGCCAGUUAAAGCUUGGUUUUGGGAAAGACUAUAUGUUAGUGAAAAUAUACAUUCAACCCAUGACAGAAAUAUCACUCACUCUAUUUCGCACAGUUCAUUUUUUUUCAUGAUAAAAUAAGAAAAAGGGCUUACAUAUAUGGUAGGUUGUAAUUUAUACAAGGAUGUUAUGCAGUGCAAGCAGACAUGAUUGGUUGACAA
This is a messenger RNA of Mangifera indica (mango), 2612 nucleotides long. RefSeq names its product mitogen-activated protein kinase 20-like. Gene Ontology annotation, molecular function: MAP kinase activity; ATP binding. Gene Ontology annotation, cellular component: cytoplasm; nucleus. The coding region runs from base 357 to 2222 and encodes 621 amino acids. Gene Ontology annotation, biological process: protein phosphorylation; intracellular signal transduction. NCBI's taxonomy places the organism in Eukaryota, Viridiplantae, Streptophyta, Magnoliopsida, Sapindales, Anacardiaceae. The transcript has 10 exons. The record is from RefSeq and is a predicted model, not a curated record.